AUUGUACAGGAAGGCGAGAUUAAAACAAUACUCGAAGAAGACUUCAAACACGGUCGAGAGGGAUACUACCCAGCAUCAUUACAAAUUUACCGCGUCAAUAAUCAAACGACAGCAUUGAUUGUCUGGGAGAAAGGAUUUGGAGUGAGAUAUCGCAUUCAAAGCGGCUCAAAUUUGACCGAAAUGAGCUUGGAGAUGCGAGGUACAAGAAUGCAGCCCUAUCAAAUUACUACGCUUCCUGGAAAAUCAGUAAGAUAUCCUCCAAAACACUAUGUGAUUUGGCACUCGAGGGAAUUUACAUGGAACGGUAAAGACAUACCCCGUAGUGCGCUGUUGGAGGCGACUCCUUAUAAUACGACGGAGCUUGAUCUUGAAGUUGAAAAGGAGAUGCGCUUAUUCAAUAUUCCUUCCAUUUCGCUGUGCAUUUACAGGAAGGGAAAACGUACUUUGUCGGUUUCUUAUGGAUAUUCUGAUUUGAGAUCUGAAACAAGGGCAAAACCCAUAAAUAGCUAUCGCAUCGCAUCGAUCAGCAAAACGAUAACAGCUAUGGGGAUAGCGGAGCUGAUCAAUAGACAUCUUCUUAAUCUCGACGACAGAGUAUUCGGAUCAAAAGGUGUGCUUUCUUCAUUUGAUGUCAGCAAAGCGCAUCCUUGGCUACGUUACGUAACCGUGCGUCACCUGCUUGAGCACUCAUCCGGAGGAUGGGAAAAUAAUGAAAAGAUUGAAUUCAAUCGUACACCUCAAACGUAA
Messenger RNA from Strongylus vulgaris, 747 nucleotides. NCBI's taxonomy places the organism in Eukaryota, Metazoa, Nematoda, Chromadorea, Rhabditida, Strongylidae. The record is from the annotation of a GenBank genome assembly.